AUGGAUGUUAAAAGGGACGGUGGGCGAACCUGCAGUGUCUCAUCAACCAUCGUUCCAAGGGUGCCAGCUGCAGUCCUACCGGUUUGUUGUUCUGAGACCAGAAACUUUGCGGAACUUCCGGCAACUCCGCAAGUGGAAACGACAUUGCCCACCCUCCUCGAUUGGUGUUUCGCUGACCUCUUCGUUGUAGCUCUAGAAGCUGAUAACUGCCAAAAUCACCGUAUGACAUCUCUCCGCACUUCAUUCGGUGCGAUCUUGGCGCCGUUCCUGUACCCUUCGCUCUUCGAAUCCGCCGCAGCCACUGCCACUCGCCAGCUCCCGCGCAGACCUCCACGUAGGACUUUGCCCUUUCUGAAAAGAUGCGCGUAUAGUACCGAAUCAUUCUCGUCCCGUGAGGAGCUUUCAGAUGCGCGAUCGUCGCACCUCAACCCAAGUCCUGACAAUUACUCUCUAACCCCCUUCGCCGAUCGGUGUAUAAUAACUGUGGAAGCCGGGGCUGGUGGCCAUGGCUGCGUAUCAUUCUUGCGAGAAAAGUACAUAGAAGAGGGACCUCCGAACGGCGGCGAUGGUGGAACCGGUGGUAAUGUCUACAUACAAGCCAUACGUGGAGAAACGUCUUUGCACAAGCUCGCCCGGCGACGGUUAAUAAAGGCUGGUCGAGGUCGCAAUGGGCAAGGAAAGAUGAAGGGAGGCGAACGGGGAGCAGAUGUUCUGAUCACAGUACCUGUGGGCACUAUAAUACGGGAGAUUCAGCGGCACGACCCGGUAGAGGAAGCUGAGCGGGCUGAGCUUGACGCGCAGCGGUGGAGGAGAAGAAAGUCAUCCAAGGAGGAAGUGGAAGAAGAGGAGAAGGGGACAUAUGAUCAGUCGAAAUGGCUGGUAUUUCCGGGUACUGUUCCUUCGGAAUUGAACAGGAUGAACUUCCCACGACUGCCUCCACCACGGAGAUCUCAUCUCGCAGCACUCCAACCGCAAGCGCCCAUUUGGCUAGAUCUUGAUAAGCAUAUGGAAACUCCGAUGUUACUUGCCGCUGGGGCAAUGGGCGGUUUGGGGAACCCACACUUCAUCACUCCGAAUCAGGCAAGACCGAAAAUGGCGACGAAAGGAGAUCCGCCUCUGAAGCUUUCAUUGCAGUUUGAGCUGAAGAUACUGGCCGAUCUUGGGCUUGUCGGUCUGCCGAACGCUGGCAAGAGCACUCUCCUUAGAGCUCUUAGCAACAGUAAGGCUCGCGUGGGGAACUGGGCUUUCACGACACUGCAGCCCAACGUCGGCACAGUGGUACUGGAUAACCACCAUGGUCGGCCAGCUGUGAUCAAGAGAAGACGGGACGGCGAAUUGAGAGAAAACUUUACGAUCGCAGAUGUUCCGGGGCUUAUUGAAGAUGCGCAUCUUGAUAAAGGCCUGGGACUUGGAUUCUUGCGACACGUAGAGCGUGCUGCAGUACUUGCCUUUGUGAUCGACCUCUCCGCCGGUGACGCCGUUGAAGCGUUGAAGCUCCUCUGGAAGGAAGUGUCCGAAUACGAAACAGUACGAGAGAAGGAAGUUAAUGCAGACACCCAACGCCGGAUGGUGAAGUACAUCCCGCCAUCACAAAACCAGCCGGCAUCGAUCUCGCUAGGGCUGGAAUCGCCCAAGUUUGAGAACCCCUCGAUUGAGUCGCUCCCUCUGUUGAGCUCAACCACGAUUUCGUCGAAGCCUUGGUUCGUGGUUGCCACGAAAGCAGAUUUGCCGGACACGCAGCAAAACUAUGAAGCGCUCCAGGACUACUUGGCCAGAGUUCACGCUGGCGAACUACCUCAUCCCAGCAAGCGCAAGAAUGCCUGGAAGUACGAUCUGAGGUCCGUUCCCGUCAGUGCAAUCAACGCCCAAGGCGUCGAGGCCAUUCCGCGCAUUGUAAUGGACCUUCUGGAAGAGUAGGCUGAUGUGGCGUAUCUGCAUCACGACCUUUUUGGCGUCUCUACUUCUGGCUGCUGCAGGAGGAUCACUUUGUGCAGACCACCAGCUAAAACAUCGUGCCGGAUGGACCUUUAGGCCGCAUUCGGUCUCCGAUGGAUCAAUGGCGUUGACUCCUGUGGCUCGAUUCAACCUGUGCAAUGUGUACAAUACCGUUUUUAUAUGAUUUUCAGACGCAGAGAGCAGAUACCCGACCUGUAUAGAGGAAAUAGGCAGGCAUGGCUCGAGAGCACGAGCAUUCAAAUGUCAAGCAGAUGGGUUUCAGUGCAUUUCAAGGUCACGGCUCCCAUACCUCAGCAUCCAAUGCGCCUGUGUGUCCAUACAACUGAAUCAUCCCAUCCACGCAUUACGGAGUACAUCCGGUAAAUUCUUGUAUACUAUGUACCCAUUCCUCUGAAGCCAACCCAAGCCUAAUAGCUGGGCAUAGAGAGG
Westerdykella ornata is the source of this 2385-nucleotide messenger RNA. Its product is annotated as GTP-binding protein Obg/CgtA. The record is from RefSeq and is a predicted model, not a curated record. Lineage: Eukaryota; Fungi; Ascomycota; Dothideomycetes; Pleosporales; Sporormiaceae. Gene Ontology annotation, molecular function: GTP binding; GTPase activity. Gene Ontology annotation, cellular component: mitochondrion. The transcript is spliced from 2 exons. Bases 1 to 1917 code for a protein of 638 amino acids.